CCGUAGAUCAUCGCCAGCCCAGUCUCGUGCAGGAACCUGAAUCUCCUGUGUUUGAAGAGCCAAAUGGUCAAAAUGCAUGGCGACAGUGCUGUUCCUGAUUCUCUACCUGACCGGGCAUGUGGUUGCUGAAAACCUUCCAGAUGUGGAUUGCGUGGUGGUGCAUCUGGAACAUGUUCGCUGUUCUUGGAAUAAUCCGAACCCUUCGGCGGUCGUUGACAGAUUAUACGGCAGGUUUGAACCAGAUAAAGAGACGGAGUGCAACGUCAGCGUGGAGUGUAUCUUCCCCUAUAAAGAGAUAAACAGGAAAUUCUUCCUCUUUUACACAAGACUCGUCCGUGGAAACGCCACAGUUCGGAAAACACACGACCUCAAAACAAAAGUGAAACUGCAUCCGCCGACCAACCUGACGGUCAAACAGGGACCCGACUCCAACUUAUGGUUCUACUGGAAUCAGACGAUCGCUCACUGUGUGGAGAAUGAGGUUCGCUUCAGGACCAGAAACAGGAAGUGGGAGAGCUCAAACACCUACAAGGGUGAGCAUAGUUACUGCAUCCACUUGCCUUCCUCCAAGUACCGCUACGAGCUCCAGGUCAGGAGCAAGAUCCACCGGGACUGUGGGGAGUCUAGGAUCUGGAGUGACUGGUGUGAUCCUGUGGCCUGGGGAUCCAACAUCACCACGGGUGAACCGUUGCACGCCAACUCUCACAGCUACGACACUGAGCGAAACCCACCGGAGCAUUCGGUACCUGUGUGGACUGUUGUCCUUUGUGUCAUGGGUUCCGCCACCGCUGUCCUGCUGGCACUGAUGUUGCUGCAGCGAGAGAGACUGAGAGUCAUCUUCAUCCCUGUGGUGCCGAAACCCUUGAUUCCUCUGGAUAUGGAGAACUGGCUUCAGAUCUCCAAAGGCCUGAAGGAAGGAUUCAAGACCAGCUACAACGACCUCGCCUGUCCCGUCAGAGAGUUCUGCCCCUUGACCUUGUCGACCACCUGCUUGUCUGCAGACUCCAGCGCAGGCGUCUCCUCUGACAGCCAGGAGCUGGAGAAAACCUGCUGUUGAAUGUGGAAUGCUGGUGAUUUUUCUCUGUUUCCGUGUCAUCCCCAACCUUUCUUCCGACUUGUGUCUGUUCUGGGUGACGCCUGCCUCUCUCUUUUAUUUUUUAAUUUUUUAAAUAAGUGUUUGCCAACUUCCAAAUGGGCAAAUGAAGCCGAUGAAUGCAGACGCUUAUGAAAUGUCAUGUUGUUCGAAGGAAGUAUGGCUGAAAUAAAGAUGUUCUUGACAAGAGGGUCUUAAGUGUCUAU
Synchiropus splendidus (mandarinfish) is the source of this 1299-nucleotide messenger RNA. RefSeq names its product cytokine receptor common subunit gamma-like. Bases 77 to 1057 code for a protein of 326 amino acids. Lineage: Eukaryota; Metazoa; Chordata; Actinopteri; Syngnathiformes; Callionymidae. Gene Ontology annotation, cellular component: external side of plasma membrane. The record is from RefSeq and is a predicted model, not a curated record. The transcript is spliced from 9 exons. Gene Ontology annotation, molecular function: cytokine receptor activity; protein binding. Gene Ontology annotation, biological process: cytokine-mediated signaling pathway.